Vigna angularis (adzuki bean) is the source of this 1483-nucleotide messenger RNA. Its product is annotated as protein BASIC PENTACYSTEINE2. Gene Ontology annotation, biological process: response to ethylene. Gene Ontology annotation, cellular component: nucleus. The transcript is spliced from 2 exons. The record is from RefSeq and is a predicted model, not a curated record. Lineage: Eukaryota; Viridiplantae; Streptophyta; Magnoliopsida; Fabales; Fabaceae. Bases 363 to 1202 code for a protein of 279 amino acids. Gene Ontology annotation, molecular function: sequence-specific DNA binding; DNA-binding transcription factor activity.
UUUCUCUCUCCUAUCUCCUCUUUCUCUCUCUUUCUCUCUUUCUUUCCGCUUUCUCUCUCUCCCUCUCUUUCCUUAAAAAUUUGAAUAUGGGUCCUCCUUCUACCGUUCAGUCUCUGCCUCAAUAUAAAUCAUUUGUUGUGUGAAUUUGUUUUUCUUCGUCAUUAUUACAAGCCAGAUCUGUUCCCAAAUUUUGGAACCCUAAAAUGGGAAUUGGGGAUCUUCAAGCCGCGCUCCUCUUUUUUGUGUGUUCUCUGUGGUUUAUGGAAAAAUGUAGAAAUGAUGAUGGCGUUCGGAUCGUGGGGUUUUCGUUUUGCGGCGAUUAGAUCGAGCAAGUUCCGAUUUUUUAAAGCGGAAGCGUUGCCAUGGAUGAUGAUGUGUUGAACAUGCCCAAUUGGGGUUAUUAUGAACCCUUCAGAGGGGGACAUCUUGGUCUGCAGCUCAUGCCUGGUAUGACUGAUCGAGACACCAAGCCAUAUCUGCCUGCUCGUGAUCCAGCUGUGUUAAUGGGUGCUAAUGGAACUUUUCACCCCAGAGAUUGCGUUGUUUCCGAAGCACCAAUGCCGUUGAACUAUGUCAGAGAUAAUUGGACAAGCCAAAGGGAAAGGUAUUUCAGUAUGCAGCAGCCCACAAAUCCUAAUUAUGCUGUUCUUCCUGAAACAUCAGUAGCUCCCAACUUGCAAAUUAUACAACCACCCGAUACAUCCAGAGAUGAGAAAGUGGAUAGAAUUGAAGAGUUAGUUGUCAAAAAGGAAGGUGGUCAGUCGAAGAAAAGGCAGACUAAGGGUGCUCUGACGACCCCAAAAGCUAAGAAACCUAGGAAGCCGAAGGAUAAUGGCAAUGUUCCAGUUCAACGUGUGAAGCCCCCGAAGAAGACUAUGGAGCUUGUAAUUAAUGGAAUUGAUAUGGACAUUUCUGGUCUGCCCAUUCCAGUUUGUUCGUGUACCGGGAGUCCUCAGCAGUGUUAUCGUUGGGGUUGUGGAGGUUGGCAAUCGGCCUGUUGCACCACAAAUGUGUCGAUAUAUCCUUUGCCAAUGAGCAUGAAAAGGCGUGGUGCUAGGAUAGCUGGGAGGAAAAUGAGCCAAGGUGCCUUUAAAAAGGUUUUAGAGAAACUUGCGGCUGAAGGAUAUAAUUUUGCUAACCCUAUUGAUCUGAAGACUCAUUGGGCGAGACAUGGCACCAACAAGUUUGUUACUAUCAGGUAGGUAGGUGCUGCUCAGGGCCUGAGACACAUGACAGUUGGUCUGUUUCACCUGUAUAUACACCUGUGUGGUCUUUCACACAGAUGUUGAGUUAUUUGUUAUCCAAGAAUUUUCUGUUGUGGUACUUCUACCUAAAAUUUGGAUAUUCCAGUUCUUUUGUUCUUUUUCCCUCUUCAGCUUUUAUGUGAUAAGGGGCAACCAUCUUAUAUGGCAUCAACAUUUAUGUAGAUGAGUUAUAACUAGAUAGACUAGUUUGGGAUAAUUCUCAUUCACCUUUAUUUAAA